This is a messenger RNA of Nematolebias whitei (Rio pearlfish), 1512 nucleotides long. RefSeq names its product zinc finger protein OZF. The record is from RefSeq and is a predicted model, not a curated record. The coding region runs from base 133 to 1434 and encodes 433 amino acids. NCBI's taxonomy places the organism in Eukaryota, Metazoa, Chordata, Actinopteri, Cyprinodontiformes, Rivulidae. The transcript is spliced from 2 exons.
ACAGAGUUUCAGCCGGAACUUUACUGCGUCACAUCCGGUGGAGGUUGGCGGUGCAGCGACCCAGGUGUUAGCAUGGUUAGCAUGGUUAGCUCUGUGUGUGAGAGGUGAAUGUGUUGAGUGUGUGCAGCAACAAUGUCUUCAGUUCAGUCUCUGAGAGAGUUUAUCAGCGAGCGACUAACUGCUGCUGCUGAAGAAAUAUUCACAGAGUUUGAAAAAACCAUCGUCCGGUACGAGGAAGAGAUCGAUCGUCAGCGCAGACUGCUGGACAUCAGCUGGAAACCUCACACACACCUGCACACAACAGAUGUUUACAGACAGCUUUAUCUCUGCAAUGACCAAGAGUCCUGUACCCUGCAGAGGAGCCCCUCUUUGAACCAGAAAGAGCCAGAACCUCCACAGGAAGAACCAGAAACUCCACAGGAGGAACCAAAACCUCCACAGGAGGAACCAAAACCUCCACAGGAGGAACCAAAACCUCCACAGGAGGAACCAGAACCUCCACAGGAGGAACCAGAACCUCCACAAGAGGAACAAGAACCUCCACAAGUUAAAGAGGAACAGGAAGAACUUCGAAUUGGUCAGGAUGAAGAACAGCUGGUUUUGAUGCAAGAGGCUGGUCCAGUCAUAGUGACUGUUGACUUUGAAGAAAGACACCUCAGUGAACCAGAACCAAACUGGGACCCCCAAGAUCAGCAGGACCCAGGGUCCAGCAGAGAUCACAUCAGUGAGAGUCGGUACGGUCCCAAAACUGGAAGAAAUUUUGUUAAAUGUGACUUUUGUGGAAAAUCCUUUAGGUUUCGAUCCAAACUGAAGCGGCACUGCCGGGUCCACACGGGUGAGAAACCGUAUUCAUGUAAGACCUGUGGCAGGAAGUUUGGUCGUUCGUAUGCCUUGAAUGUUCACGUAAGAACUCACACGGGGGAAAAACCGUUCUCUUGUGAAGUAUGUGGGAAGAGUUUCUCUCAGUCUGGAAAGCUGACGGAGCACAUGAGGACCCACACGGUGGAGCUGCCGUUUUUCUGUGGCACGUGUGGUAAAAACUUCUCUCAGAGCAACGACCUGACCAAACACAUGAGCACCCACGCAGGUGAGAAGCUGUAUUCCUGUAGCACCUGUGGGAAAAGUUUCAGACACAGCAGCACUCUGGGUGCUCACAUCAGAGCUCACACCGGUGAUGUGUCCUUUUCCUGUGACAUCUGUGGGAAGACGUUCAGACAGAAGGGGAAUUUAAACGUUCACAUCCGGACCCACACCGGUGAGAAGCCUUUCUCAUGUGAAAGGUGCGGGAAAAGUUUCACCCAAAGGAGCGUUCUCACCGUCCACAUGAGGACUCACACAGGGGAGAAGCCGUUUUCCUGUGAGGUGUGCGGGAAAAAAUUCCGGCAUAAACGCACUUUGACUCUCCACAUGACCACACACACAGGAAGUCCUUGAAUAUUUAUUUUUAUUUUUUGCUUAUUGAAGAACUCUGGUCACAAACAUAUAAAGAUAAAUUAAACACUAAAGUAUUCA